Molecule: messenger RNA, 737 nt
Organism: Lottia gigantea (owl limpet)
Lineage: Eukaryota; Metazoa; Mollusca; Gastropoda; Lottiidae
Exons: 3
Coding region: 41-664 (207 amino acids)
Source: RefSeq, a predicted model, not a curated record
UCUACUCCUAGGAAUACCUUUGAUAUCAAAGUCCUACAAGAUGAAAGCUUCAAUCACACUCAUCGUCUUUCUUGGUGUACUAGCCGUCAGUUACUCAUGGAACACACCAUACAGUGGCGGUAGUCAGGGUGGCCGAGGAGGCCAAAAUGGCGGAAGACCACAAGGCGGACAAAAAGGCGGACAAAAAGGCGGUCAAAAAGGCGGUCAACAAGGUGGAUUUGGGGGUCAAAACGGCGGACAACAAGGUGGAUUUCCAGGAGGCCAACAGGGUGGACAGCAACCAGGUAGACAACAAGGAGGAUGGCAGCAGCAGCAGCAACAGGGUGGACGAGGUGGACAGCAACAAGGUGGGUGGCAGCAAGGAGGUCAGGGUGGUCAAGGACAACCAGGACGAGGAGGACAGCAGCAGGGUGGUGAUCCAUGGCAGCAAGGAGGUCAAGGACAGGGAGGUCAAGGAGGCCAGGGACAACCAGGGCAAGGUCAACCACAAGACUGUCCAAUGGGACAAAGACCAGGUCAGGGAGGUCGAGGUCAAGGCGGACAAGGCGGACAGGGAUUCGGAUUCCCACAGCAAGGAGGACGAGGCGGACAAGGUGGACAAGGAGGACGAGGUGGACAAGGUAUGGGAGGCGGUAUGAUGAUGGGAGGAGCUGGUGGAGAUUAAACAUGAUCUCUGACAUGUCUCAUCAAUGUCUCUGUAUAUCUAUAAUGCUUGUUACAUUAAACACAUUGUAAAU